AUUUUAAAAAAUACAUUUGUAAUUGUAAAUAAAAUAGGGAAUUGUUCUGUUUAGUGAUUUUUUUUUUUUUUAACAUUCCUGAGGGAGACACACUUAAAUCUGUAAUUCCUGUGCUUAUUCCUAAAAUUGUAGCCUUAAAGUGUAUUUUAUACUGGUUAUCUUUGUUGACUACUAAAGGAGAAGUAUCCUUUGCCAAAUGCUGGUUUCCUUGACCCACUUACCUAUCCGUAUUUCACUUGCUUCUUCUUUUCCUGUCAAUCUUCCUAUCCUUAGGUUCUCAUUUUCAAGAAUGUAUUUUCCACAUCUUUAUUUCUCCUCCACUGACCAGCUCUUCUCCUGUUUGUACUUCUCCACAUUUCAAUCUACACUCUCUCCUAUGGCUCUUUUUUAAUGAAAUUUUUUUGCUAAUGUGUUGCAAACUCCACAGAAAGGCAGAGAAAGACAUGCAGGAAUGGACUGAAUGACUGUGGAAUGUUUUACUCAGGAAAAGGAGUUUUCCAUCACGUCUGGCCACUGUCAUAAAGGCAACUGUUAGAAACCUACAGUGCCUCUAGCCCUAAUUGAGACUCAAAGCAGGUAACAUAGUCAGUUUAAAAUAAUAGAAAAUACAGACAGUACAUGGCUAUAUAGUCUCUGCAGCUUUGCAUGCUGCCUUUCUCCCACUUUAUCUAAGAAAAAAUAAGUGAAUUCUAGUAAUGUCUUGUGAUAGUUUUGCAAAUAGUUAAAUAUAUUUAUAUAUUAAAAAUAUAUUUAGUGUUUUAGACCUUUCACAGGAAUACUAUUCUUCAUUACUGUAUGCUUAUUUAUCAUUGUCUGAUUUUAUUUGAUAGCAAGUAGUUAUAUAUUUGUAAAUGUCCUUAAUUUAUUUUUUUUUAGUGGGAUGCUCUGCUUGAUUAUGGUUCUCCUAUCAACAGUGGGUAGUACAGUCAAAAGCUUCUUUGAUGUCUCUUCUCUGUUUGCACAGGCUAUGCUGCAAGACUCAAGAAUGGUUUUAAAAUGUAAACUCUCUCACUCUCAGUUGCUGGGCCACUGGUUUUGCACCUCGUCCGGGUGUGGAACACGGGGAACAUCCCGGCAGCCCCUGACACUGUGGGGAUGAACCAGGGCUGUGCCUGGGAGGUGGGAGGUGAAGGUGGUACCGCCGCUGGAAGGGGAUGAGGCUGCAGGUGAGAACACAGAAUCACAGGAUCCUUAGGCUUGGGAGGGACUCCUGGAGAUGACCCUGUCCAGCCUGCGCUGGGACACCUGCACAGGGACACGGAGCGAGUCCAGGCGGGUUCGGAAUGUCCCCAGAGAGGGAGACACCCUGGGCGGCUGUUCCAGUGCUCCGCCACCCUCACGGAAAGUUCUUCUCAUGCUGAGGUGGAACUUCUUGUGUUUCGGUUCAUGGCCAGUGCUACUCUCUUCCUGUCGCCGGCACCACUGAAAAGAGUCUGGCACAUCGUCUUGGCAGCGGUCUUUGAGGUAUUUAUAUGCAUUGAGGGGGGUGUCAUUAGUCUUCUCCAGAUUAACAGGUGCCCAACACCUGCACACGCGUUAAAAAGUACCGCGGGUAAUCUGCUUUCCCCACGAACCAACGCCGAGCCGGGACCCAGCCGGGAUCGAGGCGUGUCUGUUCCGAUGCUAACGUGACGACUUCCAGCAAAGUCCGUUUUUCCUUCCCGCUUCCCUUCCCGCUCGGCCCCCGAGCGUGCCGCGUCAGGAGCCGCUGCGGGCCCGGCUGCCCCGCCCGCCCUCCGCCGACCCGGCCCUCACGGCUCCCGCCGGCCCCGGCCCCGCGGCAUGGCGGCGGGCGAGGAGGAGAGCCGCGAGUACCUGCGGCGGCACCGGCUGCCCGAGCUGCUGCACCGCCUCGGAGCGCUGCUGCUCUUCCACCGCCCCGAAAGGCCCCGCGAGUUCCUGAUCCAGGUGCUGGAGAAGGUAAAGGCUGGCAGGCGAGCCGAGGGCCGGUACCCGUUCCUCAUGGACGAGGCCAACGUGGACGCCAUGUUCGGCCUGCUGGAUGUGCUGGGCCAGGGCUACAUCAGGCUGGAGCAGUACAGGGAAGCUCUUAAAACUUUGGGACUGAGCACUGAGGAUUUGGAGCUGGAAGAUAACAUGAUCACAUUGGAUGUAUUCAAGAAAGGAAUGAAGAAAAAGAUGCUGGAGAGCUGGUCUGUGUAUUAGUUUGAGCAGCGGUCUGCUAUAUAUAUUAUAAACAGGCAUCUUCCCCAAUUUUUCUUCUGGUUUGUCAGCAAUGAAGAGUCGAUUUUAAGCAACACUCUUUUUCUCAUCUUCCCUGCCCUUCAAAGGUGCAAUCAGCUGAAAAGGACAAAUGACAAGAAUGUGCUCAUGUCUAGCAGGCUCUGGAGGGAGUAUCGUUAGGAAUUGCUUUUCUUAAUAUAAUUAGAUGGUUAAAAAAAGUAGAGAUCUCUUAUGCAACUGAAAUAGUAUUUUGGAGUUUCCUCCUUCAGGUUAUAGUUUACAGUAAAGGAUUGUUACCUGUUGGCUCAUUACCAGUGAAUAAAAUUAAAUUGGUUUUUGGG
Messenger RNA from Oenanthe melanoleuca, 2525 nucleotides. RefSeq names its product EF-hand calcium binding domain 10 (gene EFCAB10). NCBI's taxonomy places the organism in Eukaryota, Metazoa, Chordata, Aves, Passeriformes, Muscicapidae. The record is from RefSeq and is a predicted model, not a curated record. Gene Ontology annotation, molecular function: calcium ion binding. Bases 1783 to 2166 code for a protein of 127 amino acids. The transcript is spliced from 4 exons.